Molecule: messenger RNA, 7037 nt
Organism: Megalopta genalis
Lineage: Eukaryota; Metazoa; Arthropoda; Insecta; Hymenoptera; Halictidae
Biological process (GO): regulation of transcription by RNA polymerase II; epidermal cell differentiation
Cellular component (GO): nucleus
Molecular function (GO): RNA polymerase II cis-regulatory region sequence-specific DNA binding; DNA-binding transcription factor activity, RNA polymerase II-specific
Source: RefSeq, a predicted model, not a curated record
GCCGAUUAGUAGUGUCGAAGACACGGCAGAGGAACAUUGUUCCGGCACUUGGCAUUCUCGCGCGGUUGAAUCGGUUUACUCGUCUUCGAUCGGUUUACUCGUCUUCGAUCGAUCUCUUCGGAUAAAUUCUCACGUAACCGUAUCAACUUCCUCUUUUUUUCGAACCGUGAGGGGAAGAAAGAGUGGGAUAAAUUUUCGUUUUCGCGCGAGGGUAGGGAUUUAUGGUGUCUUUGGAAAUUCAAAUAACCAGACUUUCCGAGUUGCGCCGUCAGUGUCGUGCCGGUAAACGAAGCAAAGGGUAGUGUCGAUGAUCGCGCCCUUAACGACGGUCGAGUUUGCAGAAUGCUGCAAGGGUUAUCUCGGGACCAUUCCAUAGACAACCGAGCGCGCAGAAGAACCGUUUCAACCCGAGCCGCUGAACCCUCCAACCCUUUCGCCGGAUUUCAGAAGCCGGCGACAUUGUAUCGGAGAGGCGUCGACGAUUCGUGAUCCAGUCUCGAGAGGGUUAUUCGGGGGGACAUCGACGCUGGCGAGCAUCGGCAACGACAACAGCAGGAGGCAGAAGGCUCAAAGGAUAGGCGGUAGGAGGCAGCAGAAGGCGCAUGAAACGGACACAAGAUCGCGAUAAAACGGAAGAUGACCGAGCUACUACACCGGAAUCCUUGCGGAGUACAAGUCCGGCCGUGUCGCCACCCCCGCAAUGGCAGUCGAACAAUACUAACAGCAGUAGCUGCGUAAGCGGAGCCGGUAACGGUAGCAGUAGUGGCAGCGGCAGCGGCUGUGGCAGCGGCAGUGGCAGCGGCAGCGGCAGUGGCAGCGGUAUCACCCCGGCCCCGCAAUCCAGUAACACACCCCCGCGCAGAUUCAUCUCGAGCAUCCUCGGCGGAGAUGUGCCCUAUGGCAGCAGAGGUCACGUGCUAACCAGAGCGGAACGGAAAGAGUACAGCAGUCCGCCGAUUGCUCCUUCGUCGAGCGAUGCUACCCUCUUCAUCGGAAAAUCGGAGAAGCUGGUCUUGCCGCGGCCUAUCACCCCUCCAAAGACGCCUCGAGUCGAACCUCCGACCAGAGUCUCCGUCAUCCAGAGGGUCCCCCCACAGAGCCAGUCGACGUCCCGGAGGGAGGAUAAGGUGGAGAUAGCGCAGACGCAAGAACCGGAGCAGGACCAGCCAAUCGAUUACGCUGUGCCCAAGAGAAAAGAGGAGGACGAGGAGCGUGGUCGAGAAGGCGCGAAGGUGUCGCGCAUGAUCGGCAACUCGAUCGCGAGACCUUUGCUGGCCAUGAGAUUGUCCGGUGGUCCACAGGUGGUACACGCAGCAGCCGGUCACGGGAGAUCCGGGGGCAACGGUGGCUCUGGCUCUGGGUCCGGUGGCGGCGCAGCCGGCUCCGGGAAUUCCACGUCCUCGAACUCGACCGGAAGCGGUGGCUACUGCGGCGGUGGCGGAGCUGUCACGGGUGGUAGUGGGGGCGGUGGGGCCGUGGGCGGAGGUGCCGGUGCCGGGGGCAUGAAUCCCGGCGGGAACGGCGGCAGAGGUAACUACGGACCCAGCUCGCCACCUACAGGAUCGUUGCCGCCGUUCUACGAGUCCCUGAAAGGGGGCAACAAUCUGGCCAACUUCGCCAACCAAUACAACAGCACGCAAGGUAACGGCUACCUGACGCCUUCGCCAACGGUGGGCAUGGAGUGCGACACGGGCCAGCAGGACGUGAACUCGCAACAUUCACAGUAUAACGCGCAGGAGGGGAAGCAGUAUUCCCUUCUGCAGAACGUCUGCGCCACCUACGGCCUAACGCUCAAAGAGGAAGAAGACCUGUCUCCCUACAAGAUACAACCUAACGACAUGUUGCCGGGACAAUACAACACCUAUGACAUGACCGACGCGGGGAUGAUGGUGGACAUGGUGACCGGCGCCGUGGUCGAUCCCCUACAGUUCACCGCAACUCUUACGUUCAGCUCACCAACGGACCACACGGCGCUCUUGGAAAGCUUAAGCGAUGCCGCCGAUCUUUUCCUGCCGAGGCUACCGGCCGAGGACGGCGGCAACGAUCUUCUCGAAGAAUCGCUCCAGUCACCCGCCUCGGCCGGAAGCGGGAUAGGCCAAGACGCUUCCGGGCAGAUGAAUGCGCCCGUCGAGCCCAGCGUCGACCCCUUCCCCGAGCACAGCAUGGCUCUUUCGCGGGGUUUCGACACAUCGAGGCACUACACUGGAGCUCCUCAUCAUUUCAGCACCUCGAAAUUAGGACUGAGCUACGGGAAUGAGUCGAGUUAUCAGACCGUGUCGAAGGAGCGUACCGAGCUCGGACUUCACAUCAACCAGAAUCACCAGCAUCAGUCCGAGCCACAGCUGCAGCAACUCCAGAUACAAGUACAGCUGCAGCAACAGCAACAGCAGCAACAACAGCAACAGCAACAGGGCACGGCUCCCUCGCCCCAUCAGCAGCAACACCAAGGACUGUUAAGUCCGGGAUUGAGCUUCGCAGGCAGUGGUCUGGAACUAGAUUCAGGUAGCAGCGUUGGCGGAAGUCUACCGAGUCCUGGAGCAGCUAGCUGUUCGUUGGACGCGGCAUCGAGCAGCACGUCGCCAUCCUGCGCAUUGAUGGAACACACGGCCAGCCCAGCUGGAACUGUGUCUGCGGCAUCGGUCAACUCUGUGCAACAGCCCGGUCCGGUUGGAGAACCGCCGCUGACGCAACGGGUCGGUGUCCUACAGCAAAGGCUUGGCUUGCCGGGUGACUGUCAAAUCGAGUUCGUCAACGGUGGCCAUGGGAUUAAAAAUCCACUGGCGAUCGAGGGUCAGAGACAGGCGGCGGCUAAUCGCGACGAAGAGAGGGCAGCGCGACCUCCACCCGGCAAGGACGACGAUCCCAACCGCUUCACGUGUCGCGUAUGUAGCAAAAACUUCAGCUUGCAACGGCUGCUUAACCGGCAUAUGAAAUGUCACAGCGACGUAAAACGUUACCUGUGCACAUUCUGUGGCAAAGGUUUCAACGACACCUUUGACCUCAAACGUCACACUCGAACGCACACAGGCGUUAGACCGUACAAAUGCAAUCUUUGCGAGAAAAGCUUCACGCAAAGAUGCUCAUUGGAGAGUCAUUGCCUGAAAGUUCACGGCGUUCAGCACCAAUACGCCUACAAAGAACGGCGCACAAAGGUAUACGUGUGCGAGGAGUGCGGUCAUACGACGCAAGAGCCAGAAGUUCAUUAUCUGCACCUGAAGGAUAAGCACCCGUACAGUCCGGCGUUGCUCAAGUUCUAUGACAAGCGACACUUCAAAUUCACCAACAGCAAUUUCGCCAAUAUGCUGCUCCAGGGUGGCCUGUUGCAACGGGACUCGCGGGACACACGGGACAUACGGGACACGGAGAGCUGCGUAAAAUCUGCCUCGAAGAGUCUCCAACCGCCCAACCAACGAGCACCGACGAUGUCGCAUUUGGGCCGAGCAUCCAGCAUCUGAUGAACAGUCGCCGCCCCCGGCCACGCCGACAGAGAAUCGACCAGGGAGGCUCUGCCAUUCCAUUCGUCGAUGGAGUGGCAUUCGAUCUGGGUGGGUGCACGUCUGCGAGUGAAAGGGCGUUAGGAAACGUCGCGCGAAAAGUACCUGGACGCGGUUGUUCUUGGUGAGGAAUCCGGUGAUACACGGAUUUCACGAUAAACCCUUCAUCCGAGGGUCGAUUCAUCCUCCAACGACGUUUUUCACGGCAGCGUAUCUUCGCUUCGGCAAAGGACGACGACAGGUCCUUUCAGAGUUGCUUCUCUUACAUUUAUUCGUCGGACAAAUCGUAGUAUCCGCGGAGGUUCGUUUUGCUCGCAAUACUCGUUGUCCUCGAUCGUGCUUAAUUUAUUAACGUUUCGUUUCGUUCGUGAGACUGCGAACGCGUUGGAAGGAGGGGGGGGGGCGAUCGCGUAAAGAUACAUCAAUCGGUUAACAGAUCGAUCGAGUACACGCGAUCCUUUCCGCGUUACUUACUAUCGAUUCUCGGUAAACAUGUAUGUAUGUAUAGGCACGCGUACGUAUGCGUGGAGACUAGGCUAAUUUAGAUUACUGACGGAAAUCGUCUGGCAAGGGGACCGCGCGCGACCAUUCGACAUUUACCGCGUACCGCGACACUAAUUUAUCGAUCAUUUUUCAGCCCACUGACGAGAGAAUCACUUCUCGAGUUGGCUAGAUGUAUGCGGCAGAGCCGACCGGAUGUUAUUUCGCAAUUCUUGCGAAUCGCGAACAGAACUCCGGAUUGUCCGUUUAUUUAUUCGAUCGGGAAGCAGCUUGUUCGAUAACUUUGUUGAAAAAGAAACGAGCGGAGCACCGGAGCUCUGGUCGCGAGCAGAGUCACACGCUUCACACCAUCACCCGAAGACUCGGAUCGAACGUUUCAGGAUGGGCGGUAACGCCUUCUCCUCGCGAGGGAGUUGGAACGCACGAGUUGAGUUCAUAUUCACGGAACGAUGUUUCUCUUCGAGCAAUGCACGGCCAGUUACGUUGCUUUCCGACUCGGAGGGUGCAAGAACGACAAAAGCGAAUAGAAACGGUCGAUGUCUUGGCAAGAACGACAUCCAUCGUUUCUCGGACCCGCGUUAUCGCGAGAGACAAUUGAUUAUAUAGUAGGACAAUUCUGCGAAUCGACAUUUCACUAUUUCAUCGAUGGAUUUUCAGUUAAAUUACUUGGACAAAUUGCAAACAAACAUCAUUUAUAUUGUCUCUGAAUAAUCGAGUGCUCUUCCAAGGUAAAUGUCCUCGCGAUAACCGCGUCUACAUCGUCUUUUCCUCCCCACCCACUCCCGUCGAUCAUUGCGUUCCUCGUUGACUGACGCGUUCGAGGAACACACCGCGUAGAUUCUUCUUUUAUAAUUAAUAGACGCCUAUCUUGUACGCACCGUGGGAAAUCUGUGAUAUGAUAAUACACAUUCUAUUUUUUUUUGUUUGUUUUGUAACUCGCUCCUCCGCGCACGAGAUUUCGCUUCUAGCACACGUUGGUUUUUUCACGGGGUCACGCACCGGCUCACGGUGGAGUGAGAGAUCACACACGCACACACGUACAUAUUUUCGUAGGUACAGCGACUCGCGGAUUUGUUUAAACGUUGUUGAGGAUAAAUUUGUGAGCCACUUUCCGUACGAUCACACGCAAUCCAACAAAUUCCGAAUUCUCGACCGACCGAAUUUCCGGGUUUACCGUGAAAAUUGGCGGUCGGGGGUACACUCGCAAGGCAGAUGCAAAACAGAAACACGGACAAAGACAUAGGAGGCAGAGACACAGACACAAUGGGGUUUCGUGCAAUUCUACGGUGAUAGGACAUUAAUUUUAAUUGGGUCGACGUGUGGGGAAUCGGUUCGCGACGCGAUCCAGUCGCCGGAUACGAGGAAAAUGGAGAAAAAAUCGAACGAGACCGAUUCUCGUCGGGCGAGCGAAGGAUCGCGACCCCAUAAGCGAACAAAUAAGCAAAAAUCGUGUAUGUAUAGAUAACAAUAGCGGCGACACGACGCUGGCAAACUGAAUUACCGUCCACGAAAGCGGCUAAUCGCGUACAUACUUUUAAAAGCGUGAAACGAUCAAGAAUAAAGCUGUAUCGCGUUCGCAGCAACGACUCAUGGAUUCGAACGAAUCGCCGUUAUCAACGCUUCGACUAUUGACACGUGCAGCUAUAUUCGAAUCUCUCUUCGCGUAUGAAUGGUUUAAACACGUGGGCUGUUAGAAAAUUCAAAUUUAGUGGAGACGUUCGUAAAAGAAAAUUCGAUUUACAAAACAAUUCUUGGCGCUAUCGGCGAUCGUCGGUAGCUCGAGUAUCAACGGCUCCACUCUGCAAAUGUAUAUUUGAAACCGCGAGCGGCUGUAUCUCGCGCUAAGCUCUCGCGGUUCUUGUAAAUAGUAGUUCUGUUUGUAGUUAGACGUAGAUCAAUUAGGAUAGGCUGAAUCGACAUCUUGUCGCGAGCUUCCGACACACGGAGCCGAGAUAGAGCGCGAGAAAUUUGUACAUAGAAUUGUAACGUUAGUCGGAUUGCGCGAGAUGAAACACAGUCUUAAUUUACUAUUCGUAAUCGAUAUCUUCGUAUUCUUAUUCUCCGGUUCCUUUUAUUCCCGCGCCAAUGAUGUGCGCCGAACUUUUGUACAGCGAUUGCAUAAAAAAAAAUAGAACGCUCCGUUGGCAAUACUCAAGAACAGUGGUACUAUUCGUCGCAAUCUGUUUAACGUCGAUAUUAUUUUAUAGCUAAUACUAUUAUAUUAUUUUAUUAUAUUAUACUAUAUGAUAUUAUAUAUAUAUAUAUUAUAAAUAUUAUAUGUAUUAUUGUCGCGAUUUUUAUCGUAAUCUUAUUUAAUUUACGUCCAGUAUUGUCUGAAACAGUAGCACCUAGAUGUUUUUAUUAUCAUGAAGUAAUAGAGAAUCCCGCAUUUAUACAUGCUAUCGUUCCACAAUCAUUAUUCACCCAGACAAAAAGAUUUAUCUAUCCGUGAACUCUAUCAUCCGCUGGUACUACUGCAAUUAUUAAUAUUAUAUAUAUAUAUAUAAUAUUUAUAUAUUAUAUAUAUAUAUAUAUAAUUAUCGAUAUCGAUAUCGCUGCUCCAUUAAUGAUUUUGUUUAUUGAUUAAUAUAUAUAUAUAUACAUAUAUGUAUUGUACACAUAGAAGAGAUAUGUAUAUCGUCGUUAAUUCCUCGUCAACAGAAACGACCUCCCUUUCCGUCUGUUGCGUGGAAGAUGGAGACGGCAUCGUGCGUUUCAGUUGAAUCGAGUACGACUGUCGCGAGAGUGCCUUUCGCUCGUGCGUAUGUUUAUUUUUAUCUACGUGCAUGUGUAUACCUGAAAGUGCAACAGAGAUGCACAAUCGUCUAACACUACGUUUGAAUAUACUGUGUAUAUCGUAUGUGUUGAUUCGGGGAAAAAAAACCUGAAAAUUUCGAGUUAAACCAUCGUCCUGAGGUCGAUCCAUUUCUUAACGCGAUCAUCAUGAAUCCAAUGCUGAACCGCGUGACGAAACGCGGAUACGCACCGUCUGUAUAUGUAGAAGUGGAAAAAGACAAUAAAUAAAAUUAAAUAUUACACGCA